This is a messenger RNA of Acaromyces ingoldii, 760 nucleotides long. RefSeq lists its product as hypothetical. The coding region runs from base 365 to 712 and encodes 115 amino acids. NCBI's taxonomy places the organism in Eukaryota, Fungi, Basidiomycota, Exobasidiomycetes, Exobasidiales, Cryptobasidiaceae. The record is from RefSeq and is a predicted model, not a curated record. The transcript is spliced from 2 exons.
UGACGUUCUCCUCCAUCUGGAGAUUACAUCGAGCGACGAGAAGCAAAAGCCCAACGCCGGCGACAAAAGUGCAGACGUGAUGAAGCAAAGAAGGGGAAAGGAGGGAGGCGCCAAGCGAGCUGCAGGGCCCAGCGUGAAUGGGAAGGAACAACCGAGGCCGAGGCUGCCUCUCCAUCUACUCAUCCUGAAGCAUACGCAAGGCAUCGUCACGGCAGCGACGACGGUCGGGGUUCUUCACUAUCGCAACUUCCACUCCCUCUUCUUCGUGCUCGGGUCCUUGACGACAAGCUUCAGUGCGAAAGGCCUUAAGCUCGUCAUCAAGGAACCCCGACCACCAGGAUCAGUCGUCACAAAGACCCACGGGAUGCCUUCGACGCACAGCUCAACCAUCACGUUUAUGUCUUUAUACCUCGUUGGACUUCUCGUGGCGCCCUUGAGCCCGACCUCGGAUCUGCUCGCCUACAGAUCGCUCCUCGUUCCCCUCCUUCUCGCUUCGCCCCCUCUAAUCAUGUGGUCGCGUGUCAAGCUGGGCCUUCACACGCCAGAACAGUGCAUGGUUGGAGCUGCGCUGGGCUUCGUCAACACUUUGCUACUCUCUCUGCUCUGGAGAGGUAUCGGUAGUUGGGUGGGAUUGAGAGGAGACGUAGCUCCUCGGGUCGAUGAGGUGAUCCAACACCUCGAGGAUACCCUUCGUGGCAAACUCGAUCUGUAAAGUGCUUUUGAAUGCUUCGUCAAAUAGAUUGACUACUCCUAUAAGGGC